AUGAAAAGGGUAAUGUUACUGGUAUUGUCAUGCCUAUGGAUCGAAUCAUUAUUGACCGUGGUCCGGGGUGAAGACCCGUAUCUCUACUUUACAUGGAAUGUUACUUACGGCACCAUCUCUCCAUUGGGUAUACCCCAACAAGGCAUUUUCAUCAAUGGCCAAUUUCCAGGACCCAAUAUCAAUUCCACCAGCAACAACAAUCUAGUUAUCAAUGUCUUCAAUAAUCUUGAUGAGCCAUUCCUUUUCACUUGGAAUGGCAUCCAACACAGAAAGAAUUCAUGGCAAGAUGGGGUUGCAGGAACUAACUGCCCCAUUCCUCCAGGGACAAACUUCACGUAUCGUAUCCAGGUGAAGGACCAAAUAGGCAGUUACUUCUACUACCCAAGCACAGCCAUGCAUAGGGCAGCUGGUGGUUUUGGUGGCCUUCGUGUAAACAGUCGCUUGCUUAUUCCUGUGCCUUACCCAGAUCCUGAGGAUGAAUACACCGUUCUCAUUGGUGACUGGUACACAAAGAGUCACACCAUUCUGAGGAAGUUAUUGGAUAGCGGGCGCUCUCUUGGUAGGCCUGAAGGUGUCCUUAUCAAUGGCAAAACAGCUAAAGGUGAUGGAAAAGACGAACCACUCUUCACCAUGAAGCCUGCAAAGACCUACAAAUAUAGAAUAUGCAACGUUGGCCUUAAGAACUCCCUAAACUAUAGGAUCCAAGGCCAUUCCAUGAAGCUUGUCGAGAUGGAAGGCUCCCACGUGGUGCAAAACAUGUACGACUCUCUUGAUGUGCAUGUAGGGGAAUGUUUUUCUGUGCUUGUUACAGCGGACAAGGAACCAAAGGAUUACUACAUGGUGGCUUCCACACGUUUCACCAAGACUGUUCUAAUAGGUAAAGGUAUCAUUCGUUACACAAAUGGUAAGGGUCCUGCCUCACCCGACAUCCCCCCGGCUCCAGUGGGUUGGGCUUGGUCUCUUAACCAAUUCCAUACCUUCCGUUGGAAUCUCACUGCUAGUGCCGCCAGGCCCAACCCUCAGGGUUCCUACAAAUAUGGUCAAAUCAACAUUACUCGUACUAUCAAGCUCGUUAACUCAGUUAGUAAGUCUAACGGUAAGCUUCGUUAUGCCCUUAAUGGUGUCUCACAUGUCGAUCCCGAAACUCCACUCAAGCUAGCUGAAUACUUUGGAAUUUCGGACAAGGUUUUCAAAUAUGAUACUAUCCCAGACAACCCAUCACCUAACAUUGGAAACGCUGUAACCGUACAACCAAAUGUUCUUAACAUUACCCAUCGCAACUUCAUCGAAAUCAUCUUUGAGAACCCUGAAAAAACAAUCCAAUCAUAUCACUUGGAUGGUUAUUCGUUCUUCGUACUCGGCAUAGAGCCAGGCACUUGGACCCCAGAGAAGAGGAAGUCCUACAACCUUCUAGAUGCCGUGAGCAGACACACAGUUCAUGUGUUCCCAAAAUGUUGGGCCGCCAUCAUGUUGACAUUCGACAAUGCUGGGAUGUGGAACCUAAGAUCGGAUAUUGCUGAAAGUCGCUAUCUUGGCCAGCAGUUAUACAUUAGUGUUUUGUCCCCUGAGCAUUCUCUUAGAGACGAGUACAAUAUGCCAGACAGUAACUUGCUUUGUGGUCUUGUAAAGAAUUUGCCAAAACCAGCACCAUACUCCUAAGAACAACGUUCUACAUUUUUUUUUUCAUAAGGCAAGAACAAUGUUCAACAUUAAGAACUAGCCAAUUUAAUUUUAAUAGAAUAGCGUAGGAUAAAGGGUUGGAGUUGAUCAAUGUGUAUAAACUCGUUUGGAAAAGCGUUCAAAGUUUUCAACUUUUACACUUCUUCCGAACAAAUAUAGAGUUGAUCAUAUGUAUUUUAAAUAAACUGAAUAUACAUAUGGAAAAUAAUAUUUG
Glycine soja is the source of this 1894-nucleotide messenger RNA. Its product is annotated as L-ascorbate oxidase homolog. The coding region runs from base 1 to 1659 and encodes 552 amino acids. NCBI's taxonomy places the organism in Eukaryota, Viridiplantae, Streptophyta, Magnoliopsida, Fabales, Fabaceae. Gene Ontology annotation, molecular function: copper ion binding; oxidoreductase activity. The record is from RefSeq and is a predicted model, not a curated record. The transcript has 3 exons.